Molecule: messenger RNA, 4302 nt
Organism: Grus americana (Whooping crane)
Lineage: Eukaryota; Metazoa; Chordata; Aves; Gruiformes; Gruidae
Gene: MCM10
Product: minichromosome maintenance 10 replication initiation factor
Exons: 20
Coding region: 84-2684 (866 amino acids)
Biological process (GO): DNA replication initiation; DNA replication
Cellular component (GO): nucleus; replication fork protection complex
Molecular function (GO): single-stranded DNA binding; DNA replication origin binding
Source: RefSeq, a predicted model, not a curated record
UGAGUUUUGGCGGGUGCCGGGCAGCGCGCGGCUGGUGAGAAUAUUUUUCCGUGAGGGGCUCUUGAAGAAAUCCUGGUGAAAUCAUGGAUGCUGAUGAUGACUUGGAUCUGUUGGCUUCCCUCUUGGAAGAAAAUGAGGCAACUGAGGAGAGAAAUUCUCCUGAGGAGGAAGAUGCCCCAGAGGAUGAGGGGGGAAAACCAGAUGAAUAUGAUGAGCUCUUCGAUGCAGAAGAUGAUGCAUCCUACACUGAGGAGGUUGAUGCUGAGGACGGCAUGAUUGAUGAGCAGAAGGAGAACCUGGCUACGCUGUUUGGAGAUGUGGAUGACCUGCUGGAAGAGGAGGACGAGGCAGAAGAAACUGUCCCCACUUCAACUCCCAGUCAGACAAAAGAGAAAACCAACCAAGAACUGCAAGCUGAGCUGAGAAAAUUGCAAGAACAGAUGAAGACAUUACAGGAGCAGUUGCAAAAGACUGCUAUUGGGCAGCAAUCCAGUUCAGGCCCUGAGAAGAAAAUCCCUGGUAAAUCUCCCUGUCCACCCUUAAAGGAAAGGAAAGUUCAGAAGCUGCAAGAGUCACCAUGUUUCUCGGCCCAGCUGGACAAUCAUUUACUGCCAGCCAAGCAAGGAAUGCAGAAAUCAAAAGCAUCAGCAGAGAACAAGACUCCUCCUCCACGGCAAGUCCUCAGUCUGGCAUUCCAGCCUCUCAAGUCUGCCGCAGGGAACACACCCAGUAAGGUGACCAGAGAGAAGACUCCUCACAUGUCUACGUGCUCCAGUGCAACAACUCCGUCAGUGUCUGUGGAAACCUUCUCGGGACUGAGAUUAAGAAAACCCCGGGUUUCAUCGGCUGAAAUGGACAGGAAAAUGGCUAACCGGAAGCUCAUCCGACUGUCCCAGCUGAAGAGCAAACUUGCUGCAGAAAAUCUGGAGGAAGUAGACUGGGUAACAUUUGGAGUCAUAGUGAAGAAGGUCACUCCUCAGAGCGCAAAUAACGGCAGAACCUUCAGUAUUUGGCGGCUGAACGACCUACGGGAUCUCAAUCAGUGUGUCUCACUCUUCUUGUUCGGUGAUGUCCACAAAGAGCACUGGAAGACGGACCAAGGCACAGUCAUCGGGCUGCUCAAUGCUAAUCCUAUGAAACCUAAAGAAGGCUCAGAUGAGGUGUGUUUGUCUGUUGACCAUCCCCAGAAGAUCCUCCUCAUGGGUGAAGCUCUGGACAUGGGCACCUGCAAAGCCAGGAAGAAGAACGGUGAUCCUUGUGCACAGAUUGUGAACCUGAAUGACUGUGAAUAUUGUCAGUAUCACAUACAAUCCCAGUACAAGAGGCUCAGCUCGAAGCGGGCAGAUCUGCAGUCCACGUUCUCUGGUGGCCGCAUUCCCAAAAAAGUUGGUCGGAAAAAUCCCAGUUUGAAGGAGAGGCUGUGUCAGGAUGGGUUUUACUAUGGUGGUGUCUCUUCAGCAGCAUAUGCAGCCUCAGUUGCAGCAGCUGCAGUGCCAAAAAGGAAGAUUCAAACCACUCUCUCCAAUCUGGUCGUGAGAGGAGUUGAUGCAAUUGUCCAGGAAACCAGGCAGAAAAUUGGUGCAGCAAAGAGACCCAUGCAGUGUUCUGAGGAAUUCAAGGAACUGCUGGCACAGCCAACCUUUGGAGCACGAAACCUCUGCAAACACUGGACCAAAGCAGAUGCUGAAAAGAAGCAAGGGGCCAAUUUCCAGUCUGUGUCUGCUUCAGCACUGCUCAAGCAACAGAAGCAGAAAUUGCUGGAGGCCAGAAAAAAGCGAUCUGAAGAGAUCCAGAGACGGUUUCUCCAGAACACAAGUAAAGCUGGCAGUCCUGCUCUCCCGUCCUCCUCCAGACAGUCCUCGCUCCGUUCCCUAGUGCCUGGGGCAGAGUUUCCCAAAGCUCCAAAAAUGUCAACUCCUCAAAGGCCCAGGCUAGGCACAGGCUUCUCGGAAGGAGAAGAUAUCCUCUUCUUUGAUGGAUCUCCACCUCCAACACCAAAGCUAGACAGCUUGGCAGAAGCCAAAAAGCUGGCUGCGAUACACCGACUACGAGCAAAAGGCCAGGUUCUUGCUAAAACUGACCCAAAUAGUACCAAGAGGAAAAGAGCUGAUGUUGAUGAUGUCCUAGAAAUUGUUGAAAGAGUUGAGAAAAAUGUUGCUCAGCCACAAGGUACAGAAGCAGACAAUGAUAUGGAUGAACUGGAGCCUGCCCAAAAGAAACGGCGUGAGCAGCUGGCCUAUCUGGAGUCAGAAGAGUUCCAGAAAAUCCUGAAUGCCAAGUCCAAGCACACAGAUGUCCUGAAAGAGGCUGAGGCUGAACUGCAGGAGCAAUACUUUCAGCCCCUGGUGAAAAAGGAAGAAAUGGAAGAGAAGAUGAGGAGCAUUAAAGAAGUGAAAUGUCGAGUUGUGACGUGUAAAACGUGUAAUUACACCUAUUUCAAGCCUCUGGAGACGUGUGUGCAGGACAACCAUGACUACCACUGGCAUGAUGCCAUCAAGCGAUUUUUCAAAUGUCCUUGUGGCAACCGAGCUAUUACCCUUGACAGGCUCCCUAAAAAACCCUGCAGUACCUGUGGCCUCUUCAAGUGGGAGCGAGACGGGAUGCUAAAGGUAAAAAAAAGGUCCGAAGAUUGGUGGAGAAACACUUUUACCAAGAGGGGAGGAACAACCAAAAUUUCUCAAUAGUCUUAAGUGACCUGGAGUUGAUAUUUUUCACAACAUAAGGAUGGAUUUCUAUGUCUAAAAGACACAUUUCUUUACUGGGAUGCCAAGAGGAUUCUGGUUUUAGGGAUGAACGAGCAGGGGAGUCAACUCCUGAUGAGAAGGACGUCUGCAAAGUCUCCACUAGGCCACUGCAUGGAUAUUCAGCUUUGAUCUCUUCAAAAUUGACUGAAUAAGGCUGCAUGUGAAAUGCACAUUCAUGCCUGUUCUUUCUUACUAAUAACUUGUUUACAAGAUUUAACCUAGAAAAGAAAGAGCUAGAGAGGAAAUAGCUAGAUUUGUACCAAAUCCCUUAGGGAUCCCACAAUUUAUCUGAAAUGGCUGGUGUAGAGUGACUUCACCAGAAUUUUAAGUGACAAAUCAUCAUGAACUGGGAUGGACUGUAGACUCCAUAAGCACUUGUGAAGUUAAUACUGUGAUGCGUGAAUGCCGGCCUGUUGAGAUUUUUCAGCUGUUGGCCAAAAAGGGAUGUGAGAGGCUGAACCUUUAAGGACAGAUGUCAAACAGUUCCUGAGUUGUCUCCUUGGCUUAUGUGUUAAAAAACCCUCCAGUGGCUUUGGCAUUGCAAACCAGCGGUGUUGACACAGCAGAUUAUCGGCAGCUCUUUGGGAAGCCCUUUCCCUAUCACACAGCCCGUACUGGUUCCCAGCACCAUCCACACUACAGCACCUUCUACGGCUCUGAACCUGCAGCUCCCACUUUGAAAGGAUUUUAAUGAAUCUGGCACCAGUUUGUGAGUGGUUUUAAAGAGCUGUCAUUACGUUUAAUAGAUUUUUACCCUUUUUCGGGCAUUUUAAAUUUUCCUGACAUCUUUUCCAGUCAUUACCAUGUCACCUUGGCUGCUGUCACAGCUGCAUGGGGACAGUGGCUGUCCCUGACCAAGCAGGACAAGGUGUCCAAGGGGUGGCUCCUGAGAAGGGCUGUCUUCAUACAGGCAUUUUCCUGAAAGCACAGCUCUAUAGGGCUGCCUGCAGUGUUUGGCCAGCUUUUCCUGGACCUGACCCUUCUGCUGCCCAUGGCUCAUGCCCAGUGGGAUGGAUCACAGGGUAUUUUUAAGUGCCUAAACCCACUGGUGUCUCAGUGAUUUGGUGAAACUUCCACCAACAGUCUCACAUGUCCCAGUGGCCUUGUUGGAACCUCUUGUUUGCUUGCACAGGGGCUGGAAGAGAAAUCAGUUACUUCAUUUGAAGCAACUUGACACAUUUACCUCAGUAUUCUGCAGCCCUCAUCUCCUACUGGUGCUUUUGCCGGGCAGCUUGGCUUGGCACGUUACAUUCAUUUCAGUUUCGUGUUAAUACCAUUUGAUGAGUGGGGUGUCACUAAACAUGUAACUGUGACAUUGCUUGGCAAUGUCUCCUGUGGAUUCCUCAUUCAGAAUAAAUACAGUGCACAAUAAAACACUCCCUGGGUUUGUAUGGUAUCGUUUCUCUGAGGAAGAGGAUGAGUUACUUGUUGAACAUCUUCAUUUGCCCAAGAGCUCGGUGCUGAAUCACCACAAGUAAUUGGUGCGUGGUCCGUAACUCCGGCUGCCAAGCAGUUUUCUUGUUCAGACCAACAGGAGUUUGUCACCUAGAGUCCACAA